This is a messenger RNA of Anastrepha obliqua, 2362 nucleotides long. It is a transcript of the gene BBS8, whose product is annotated as tetratricopeptide repeat protein 8. The record is from RefSeq and is a predicted model, not a curated record. Gene Ontology annotation, cellular component: ciliary basal body; BBSome; non-motile cilium. Gene Ontology annotation, biological process: non-motile cilium assembly. Gene Ontology annotation, molecular function: protein binding. NCBI's taxonomy places the organism in Eukaryota, Metazoa, Arthropoda, Insecta, Diptera, Tephritidae. Bases 427 to 2325 code for a protein of 632 amino acids. The transcript is spliced from 6 exons.
UUCACCAAAAGUACUCUUUUAAAAACUCUGCGGAUGUCGAAAAGGAUGGAUACGCAACUAUCUGCAUGCAAACAUAUGUACACGUAUAUACAGGUGUGUGUGUAGAACAAACAAAUUAUCUUGAACGACUCGACGACUUGUUAGGAAUUCCAAUCAAAUUGCGCGACCUUCAAAUAAAUAAAAGAAAAUACAAAGUCCGUGGUUGUCGAGUGUAGCCGUUGAAGGAAUUAACUCAUAUCCGGUGCUUAAAAUUCCAACAGGCCAAAUCAAUAAAACCUAAAGAUAAUAGAGCCAAUUGACGUCGAACAGAAUAUAGGUCCAAGCAAGAACAAAGCAAAAGGAAUCGUAAAAGCGGAAAAGGUUUGAGUAGCAGUUGUGCGAGUGGAAUUGGAUUCGCUGUCGGAGGAGGAGCACACAGACGGCAAGAUGAUGACAACAGCUUCCUUGGCUCCAUUGGCUUCCCUGGCACCACUCCCCACAACUCGCAUGAUGAUGGGCACCGCCAACAACAUGGACAUGAUGACUUCGGCUUCUGCAAAUAUCACAAUGCAGCAGUCGCAGUCCCAUUCGCCGCCGCAGCUGCAGACGUCAACGAUAACAAUGGCAGCACUUGAGUGGCAAUAUUUUCAGGCAGUUUCGCUGUUUCGACGGCGAAAAUAUGAAAAAUGCGUUGAGGUGUGCAAUGGCAUGUUGCGCGCAGGCCACGAAACAAAUGUGCAAAUGUUUACCUCUCCACCGGAGAAUCACGAUGCCGGUGCAGAAUACACUAACAGGGGAGCUGGCGGUGGCAGCGACAGCAGCUUUGGUAAAAUGAGCAUCACGCAAGGCAACGCGCCUUCAAGGCAGGUACGAGGCCAAAACUUCAAGAACAACAACACCAAUGCAAAGAAUAGCAAUGUCAAUGGUAAUAACAAUAAAGUGAACAUGCCCACGUGGAUGAUGGAGGGCGUUUGGCAAUUAAAAAUGCGCGCACUUACCCAGCGCGUCUACCUCGACGAUCUCGAGACGGAUGAUGCCUUCGAGGGGGAGAAUGAGGAAGUGGAGUUAGAGCGAAUCGCCACAGCCGCCAGGCCAGGUACCUCAAUUAAAACCGCAUUUAUACCGCGGCCAAGUACGAGCACAUUGCGCGCAAACUCAACGACUGCAACAACAAGAAAUGGUCUGCCGUUAAGCGAAGGUAGCCGCACAACCACUGCACAGAGCAACAAAAGCAUGCGACCGAAGUCGAGCAUGGUACGCCCCGGGACGGCUACAUCUCGGCCAGGUUCUUCAGUUGGCAGCCGACCAGCAUCAAGAUCUGGCACUGCCUCACGCAUUCGCGCUACAUCCGCGGCUACCUAUACCGUGGGCGAUGUAACGGCCAAACUCUAUCAGGCCUCGCGUCUCAAUCCCACCAUAUAUGCCGAGCGGGAGGCGCUUAUCAAGGCGCUUUUUCAAUUCCUUUACUAUCACGAAUCGGAUGUGCAAAAGGCGUAUUCACUUUGCGAGGCGGUUAUGGAGGUGCACAAGCAAAAACGCACUUCGGGUUCGAGUCGUUCUGGUGCGCCGGUCGAUUGGUGGUGGGAUCAGCAAACAGGCAGGUGUCUACUUAUAAUGCGCUUACCGCGAAAGGCCGAAACCUAUUUAGUGCAAUCGUUGGCCAUAUUUCCACAUCCUGAUACCUUUUUGUUGCUGUCACGCUUGUACCAGCGGCUGGAUGAGCACGAUCGAGCGCUCGAACUUAUAAGUAUGGCUGUUGAUCGGCACCCUUUUAACGUAACCUUUCGCACCGAACAAGGCCGUAUUCUCGAUGCUAUGUCUAAACCUGAUGCUGCCAUGCAAAUAUAUCGCCUCAUUACAAAGCUCAAUCCCAUACAUGUCGAGGCGCUGGCCUCUAUAGCAUUAAACCACUUCUAUGAUGGAAAUCCCGAGAUGGCGCUUAUGUACUACAGACGAAUUCUUUCCUUGGGAAUUCAUUCAGCAGAACUCUAUUGCAAUAUUGCUUUGUGCUGUUUAUAUGGCGGACAAAUCGACCUGGUGCUGCCCUGCUUUCAACGAGCACUCUUGUUAUCCAAGACAGCGGACCAAAAAGCGGACAUCUGGUAUAAUUUAAGCUUUGUUGCGCUAUCAACUGGAGAUUUUCACUUGGCUCGACGUUGUCUCCAGCUCUCUUUGACCGCUGACGCACGCAACGGCGCCGCACUAAACAAUUUGGCUGUGCUUGCCGCACACACUGGCGACUUAAUGCGCGCCAAGUCGUAUCUCCAAGCAGCGAAGGAAGUGAUCGGCAGCAGCUCGGAAGUCGACGGCAAUUUAGAAUACAUGCAAGCACAUUACAAACUCUAAUCAAUAAGUCAAUAUGCAAACCUAAAGGGUGUCUCAA